AUGGAUAUUCAGAAGCAGCUGAGCAUCCAGGAAGAAAUUGACCUCUUGGUCGAGAUUGAAGAUAUUCACGACGAGCUGAUCAUUCUGAAGAUGGUUUUGAAGGAUCUACAAGCCGUGCUGCGAGACCUGGGCAAAACCGUUGAUCCUCUGGAAUAUGGCACCCAGAGGCACCCCAGGGAUAUUGCCUACUCCCCGACUUUAGGUGAUGACAAGUCCGCGGUGGGCCAAUUGCAGAGAAUAGAGACAAUGGAGAAUAUGACUCGGAAGACAACCCAAACGCAGCUCCUGUCAUUACUUGACCUUAAGCAGAAACAAGCAAGCAUAGCCGAAGCACUGUCCUCAGUUGCUUACGCGAAACAAGAGGCUGAGCAAGCCGCGGAGAACGCGAGACAAGGCAGGACACUCACGCUCUUCACGGUUGUGACUAUUGUGUUUCUACCUCUCUCGUUCAUGGCGGCAUUCUUUGCCAUAAACAUCGAGUCAUUUUCCGUUAAUAAUAAUGGGAAGCUUGGCCUUGGCUACGUUCUCAAGUAUAUGUUGGGCAUUUCUACCGGGUUAUCCGUACCCUUCAUCUUCAUCGCCUUGAAUCAGGAUCGAUUUAGUACCUGGUUGAGUUACCUGACAAAGCUUACCCCUGGAACGCUUUGGACCUCGGCGGCCUGUGUCCUUGUUGCUGUGAUCUUGACGGUCCUGUGGACUUCAUCACUGGAAUACAAGAGUAGCGCCGAGCACGGGUAUGGACAAUAA
Molecule: messenger RNA, 747 nt
Organism: Anthostomella pinea
Lineage: Eukaryota; Fungi; Ascomycota; Sordariomycetes; Xylariales; Xylariaceae
Source: the annotation of a GenBank genome assembly